This is a messenger RNA of Myxocyprinus asiaticus (Chinese sucker), 582 nucleotides long. Its product is annotated as histone H2A-like. The record is from RefSeq and is a predicted model, not a curated record. Gene Ontology annotation, cellular component: nucleosome. The transcript has a single exon. Gene Ontology annotation, molecular function: DNA binding; structural constituent of chromatin; protein heterodimerization activity. Bases 12 to 398 code for a protein of 128 amino acids. NCBI's taxonomy places the organism in Eukaryota, Metazoa, Chordata, Actinopteri, Cypriniformes, Catostomidae.
AUAAGUUGAAAAUGAGCGGUAGAGGUAAAACUGGCGGUAAAGCUCGUGCGAAGGCUAAAACUCGCUCAUCCAGGGCAGGACUGCAGUUCCCCGUCGGCCGUGUGCACAGACUGCUCCGCAAAGGAAACUACGCUGAGCGCGUCGGUGCCGGUGCUCCAGUUUAUCUGGCCGCUGUGCUCGAGUAUCUCACCGCUGAGAUCCUGGAGUUGGCCGGAAACGCCGCUCGGGACAACAAGAAGACUCGUAUCAUUCCCCGUCACCUGCAGCUGGCAGUGCGGAACGACGAGGAGUUGAACAAACUCUUGGGUGGAGUGACCAUCGCUCAGGGUGGUGUGCUGCCCAACAUCCAGGCUGUGCUGCUGCCCAAGAAGACCGAGAAACCCGGCAAGACCAAGUAAACGGACUGCAGUCUGUUUCACUGAAACACAAAGGCUCUUUUAAGAGCCACACACUUGAACUAUAAGAGAGGGAUUGUUCUUCUACUCAAACGUUUAAUUAAUCGUACUACACACUUGAAUGAAAUAAAGUGCAACACUUAAUGUGAGUGAACUACAGAUUAUUUUUCUGUUUUUAGCACGAAUA